UCUGUUUCGAGCCCAUUACUGCCACGUGGCUCUAUUCGGAGUUAUUUACCAAUGGUACGCUCACCGGUUUAACGAUUCACCACUUAAAGCCCUCAAAAUCUCAGAGAACGCUCGCUGAUCAAAUCCGUCGUCCUUCAACCGUCGCCUCCUCCGUCAUGACAAUUGAGUGCGUUAAUCCCGAAGGUCUUCGAUUCAACCAAAUGAAAAGCUCCUCUCAUCAAACCCUAGAAACGAGGAUGAGGCCGAUUUUGAUGAAGGGACAUGAACGUCCAUUGACGUUCCUGAGGUACAACAGAAAUGGUGAUCUGCUUUUCUCCUGCGCCAAAGACCACACUCCCACAGUCUGGUUUGCCGAUAACGGCGAGCGUCUUGGCACUUACCGUGGCCACAGUGGUGCUGUUUGGUGCUGUGAUAUCUCCAGAGACUCGUCUAGAUUGAUCACUGGUAGUGCUGAUCAGACUGCAAAGCUGUGGGAUGUGAAAUCUGGCAAAGAAUUGUUCACUUUCAAGUUUGGUGCCCCUGCAAGGUCUGUGGAUUUCUCUGUUGGUGAUCAUCUUGCAGUGAUUACCACUGAUCACUUCGUGGGAACUUCCUCUGCUAUUCAUGUCAAACGCAUUGCAGAAGAUCCCGAAGACCAGGUUGGUGAUUCUGUGCUUGUCCUUCAAAGUCCUGAUGGAAAGAAGAAGAUCAAUAGAGCUGUUUGGGGUCCCCUGAACCAAACCAUUGUUAGUGGUGGUGAAGAUGCUGCUAUCAGAAUCUGGGAUGCAGAGACUGGAAAAUUGCUUAAGCAAUCAGAUGAGGAAGUGGGUCACAAGGAGGCCAUUACAUCCCUCUGCAAAGCAGCUGAUGACUCUCACUUCCUUACAGGUUCACAUGACAAAACUGCAAAGCUUUGGGACAUGAGAACGCUGACUCUUAUUAAGACUUACACCACUGUGGUGCCUGUAAAUGCUGUCGCCAUGUCUCCACUUCUCAACCAUGUUGUGCUUGGAGGUGGUCAAGAUGCAUCAGCUGUGACUACCACUGAUCAUCGUGCUGGGAAGUUUGAAGCUAAGUUUUACGACACGAUUCUGCAAGAGGAAAUUGGUGGCGUGAAAGGUCAUUUUGGACCUAUUAAUGCUUUGGCAUUCAGUCCUGAUGGGAAGAGUUUCUCUAGUGGAGGUGAAGACGGCUACGUGAGACUGCAUCAUUUUGACUCCAAUUACUUCAACAUCAAGAUUUAGAUUCUUUGAACAUGUCUUUCCAUUUUUUCAUCAUUCCACAUAAUAUUUUCUCUCUUUUUAACAUUUUCAGAAUUGAUGUACUACCAAAUUACCAAUAUACUACUUUGAUGAUAAAGCUUGUUGUUUGUCUUUUCAAAUA
Arabidopsis thaliana (thale cress) is the source of this 1362-nucleotide messenger RNA. RefSeq names its product Transducin/WD40 repeat-like superfamily protein. Gene Ontology annotation, cellular component: eukaryotic 43S preinitiation complex; eukaryotic translation initiation factor 3 complex; eukaryotic 48S preinitiation complex. NCBI's taxonomy places the organism in Eukaryota, Viridiplantae, Streptophyta, Magnoliopsida, Brassicales, Brassicaceae. The record is from RefSeq and is marked reviewed. Gene Ontology annotation, molecular function: translation initiation factor activity. Gene Ontology annotation, biological process: formation of cytoplasmic translation initiation complex; cytoplasmic translational initiation. Bases 156 to 1223 code for a protein of 355 amino acids. The transcript has 9 exons.